Messenger RNA from Tupaia belangeri chinensis (Chinese tree shrew), 984 nucleotides. Its product is annotated as olfactory receptor 4P4. Gene Ontology annotation, cellular component: membrane. Bases 1 to 984 code for a protein of 327 amino acids. Gene Ontology annotation, molecular function: G protein-coupled receptor activity; olfactory receptor activity. Lineage: Eukaryota; Metazoa; Chordata; Mammalia; Scandentia; Tupaiidae. The transcript has a single exon. Gene Ontology annotation, biological process: G protein-coupled receptor signaling pathway. The record is from RefSeq and is a predicted model, not a curated record.
AUGGAAAGAAGCAAUAAUAUCACUGUGUUUAUUUUCUUGGGACUUUCCCCAAACAAGAACAUUGAAAUCCUAUGCUUUGCACUAUUUUUAUUUUUUUAUAUUGCUAUUUUAACAGGAAACUUGCUCAUAAUGAUUUCCAUCACAUGCACUCAGCUAAUUGACCAACCCAUGUAUUUCUUCCUCAACUAUCUCUCACUCUCUGACCUUUUAUAUACAUCCACGGUAACCCCCAGACUAAUGGCUGACUUAUUGGCAGACAGGAAGACAAUUUCCUACAAUAACUGUAUGAUACAGCUCUUUACCACCCACCUCUUUGGAGGCAUUGAGAUCUUCAUUCUCACAGGGAUGGCCUAUGACCGCUAUGUGGCCAUCUGUAAGCCACUGCACUAUGCAACCAUCAUGAACAAGCAAAGGUGCAACACAAUCAUCAUCGCUUGUUGUACCGGAGGAUUUAUACACUCUGGAAGUCAGUUUCUUCUCACCAUCUUCUUACCUUUCUGUGGCCCCAAUGAGAUAGAUCACUACUUCUGUGAUGUGAAUCCUUUGCUGAAAUUAGCCUGCUCUGAUACACACAUAAUAGGUCUCCUAGUCAUUGCCAAUUCAGGCCUAGUUGCUCUGGUGACCUUUGUUGUCCUGAUGCUGUCUUACUUUUUUAUAUUGUAUACCAUCAGAACGUACUCUGCAGAGAGCCGCAGCAAAGCUCUUUCCACAUGCAGUUCUCAUGUGACAGUUGUGGUCCUGUUUUUCGCACCUGUAUUAUUCAUUUACAUGAGACCAGCCACGACAUUCCCAGAAGAUAAAAUAUUUGCUCUGUUUUACACCAUCAUUGCCCCCAUGUUCAACCCUCUGAUAUACACACUGAGAAACAUGGAGAUGAAGAAUGCCAUGAGAAAAGUGUGGUGUCAUCAAAUACCCCCGAAACAAAAGUUAAAUUUUAAUUAUUUCUGUUCUUGGUGCCAUGAUUCCAUAAGACCACAUCUGUAA